AUGAACAAUACCGACCCGAACCACCGCAAGGCCAUCGUCGGCAACCCAAAUGCAAGCUUCUGGCUCUAUGACUCCAAAACGGGCUUCAAUCUCACGCACCCAGCGACACCCUCCUCGCCCACGCCCUCGCCUAACUACACAGUCAAAACAACCACCCUCCCUAUAACGAUCCACCCCCCCAUAUGUGCCCUUGUGAUAAUCGACAUGCAGAAUUUCUUCCUGUCCCCGAAUCUCGGCCGCCCAAAAGAUUCCAAGGGCCUCGUCGCUCAGCAGCAGCUCCUCAAGUAUGCCAUCCCCGCGGCUCGAAAAGCAGGGAUCCGCAUCAUCUGGUUGAACUGGGGCUUAACAGACCAAGAGGUCGCCGAGAUGCCGCCGGGCACUCUGCGGGCGUUCGGGUUCGAAACCGUUCUCGCCUCCGAGUUCGCAUGCUACGACAAAGUCCAGAGGAAGCAAGCGGCGGUGGACUCGCACGGGGUGAAUGAGGGGUGUCACCAAUUUCCAGACCCUCACAUUGAGACGUCGGGCAAGAACCCCAGAAUCUACAAAGGACUGGGGACUGAAGUGGGCCCCGUGGUGCUCGACGACGGGAGCACGAUCCAAGGCGGUCGACUAUUGAUGCGCGGCACAUGGAAUGCUGACUUGACUCCGGAACUAAAACAGACCUACGAGGCCGACGGCAAGAAGGCGAAUCCGCCAGACGUCUGGAUCCAUAAGAACCGCAUGUCUGGUCUGUGGGGCCAAAGCACAUUAUGUACUGAAUUCCUCGAGAAAGAGGGAAUCAAGACCUUGUUCUUUACCGGGGUCAACACCGAUCAGUGUGUCGGUGGGAGUCUUCAGGAUGUGAGUUCUUUUUCCAUCAUCGAUCUGCCCCCCCCCCCUCCUCUUGCAUCUACAUAUUUUAUCACAGGGGUCUUGAAUCACUACCAGGUUCUAUCAUGGCUGAUUCUCGAUGUUGUUCGGGACCAGGCUUACUCGAAAGGUUACGACGUGAUUUUGCUCGCCGACGGCGCAGGCACGACGAGCCCGGCCAGCAGCCAGGAGAGCAUUGAAUUCAACUGUGCGAAGACGUGGGGUUUCUGUACCUCCUGCAAGGACUUUGCCGAGGGUUUGGGCCUUUAG
Molecule: messenger RNA, 1119 nt
Organism: Cladophialophora bantiana CBS 173.52
Lineage: Eukaryota; Fungi; Ascomycota; Eurotiomycetes; Chaetothyriales; Herpotrichiellaceae
Exons: 1
Coding region: 1-1119 (372 amino acids)
Source: RefSeq, a predicted model, not a curated record